Messenger RNA from Apaloderma vittatum (bar-tailed trogon), 1394 nucleotides. It is a transcript of the gene F2R, whose product is annotated as coagulation factor II (thrombin) receptor. The record is from RefSeq and is a predicted model, not a curated record. Gene Ontology annotation, biological process: blood coagulation; phospholipase C-activating G protein-coupled receptor signaling pathway; thrombin-activated receptor signaling pathway. The transcript is spliced from 2 exons. Gene Ontology annotation, cellular component: membrane. The annotation marks the transcript as partial. NCBI's taxonomy places the organism in Eukaryota, Metazoa, Chordata, Aves, Trogoniformes, Trogonidae. Gene Ontology annotation, molecular function: thrombin-activated receptor activity.
UACCGAGUUUUCGUGGGCGCUGUGGAACGCUGCGCUGGGUUCGUUCUCAUGGCAACGGCAAGAGAACCGGCUACGACGCGGAAUUAACCUGGGUUAAUCCAACGUCAGGCAGAUACUUUUUGAGGACUUACUCUAUGAGUGGAGGAAGUGUCAUAGAGCUGAAAUGCACAGACCUGAGAGGACACGGUGCCACUGAUAAAGUUGUUAGCGACUCUCCACAUAAUGGCAGCACACCAUGGCUCAGAACUUUUGCAUUCUCUGUUUUAAGUCACCAUGAUGACCUUAUACCUGUGGAAGAUGAUACUGAAAAUGACUCAGAAGUUGGAUCAGGAGCCACCAAUCAGACCAUAUUCCUACAUGGAACAGUGUCAGUGCAAACAGCAACAUACCUCACGAGUCCAUGGCUGACGCGUUUUGUUCCUUCAGUUUACACCUUAGUGCUUGUGCUGAGUCUCCCUCUGAACAUUACAGCAAUACUCAUAUUUCUGAAAAAAGUGAAAAUUGAAAAGCCAGCAGUAGUGUACAUGCUGAAUUUGGCUCUGGCAGAUGUCCUAUUUGUCAGUGUGCUUCCUUUCAAGAUUGCUUAUCACUUUUCUGGAAAUGACUGGGUUUUUGGAUCUCAUAUGUGCCGUUUCAUCACUGCUGCCUUCUACUGUAACAUGUACUGUUCAAUAAUGCUUAUGACAAGCAUAAGCUUCGAUCGCUUCUUAGCAGUGGUGUAUCCCAUGCAGUCUCUUGGAUGGCGUACAUUAACACGUGCCUCACUGGUUUGUUUCAGCAUAUGGCUUGUAGCAAUAACUGGGGUUGUACCUUUUCUCAUCAGAGAGCAAACAAUGGAAAUACCCAAGUUAAAUAUAACCACUUGCCAUGAUGUGUUAAAUGAAUCUGAACUUCAUGGCUAUUACCUCCACUUCUUCUCCAUCUUCUCUUCUGUGUUUUUUGUAGUGCCAUUUUUAAUUUCUACUGUCUGUUAUGUGUGUAUCAUUCGAUGUCUUAGUUCUUCUACAAUUGUUGCGAAACAAAAUAAGAAGACACGUGCCUUGCUCUUGUGUGUGGCUGUUUUUUCUGUAUUUGUUCUUUGCUUUGGACCAACAAAUGCCCUCCUGUUAAUUCACUAUAUCCAUUUUUCCUAUGACAACAGCUUAGAGUAUCUCUACUUUGCCUAUCUACUUUGUGUUUGUAUCAGCAGCAUUAGCUGUUGCAUUGACCCCUUUAUUUACUACUUUGCCUCUUCUCAGUAUCAGAGACAACUUUUUAGUCUCUUCAAUUGUAAAAAGACUUUGGAUCCCAACUGUAGUAGCAGUGGCCAGUUGAUGUCUAGCACUAGUAGAAGGGCUACAUGCUCUACUAACAUGAAUAACAGCAUCUACAGGAAAUUACUAGCAGUGCAUUGA